Molecule: messenger RNA, 177 nt
Organism: Plasmopara halstedii
Lineage: Eukaryota; Oomycota; Peronosporomycetes; Peronosporales; Peronosporaceae
Exons: 2
Coding region: 1-177 (58 amino acids)
Source: RefSeq, a predicted model, not a curated record
AUGAGGCACAUUGCCUCAUUCAUCCAUGUUAAACUGUUUGCGGUAGUCUCUAAGGCACUGGAUUUCGGCUGCUCGGCUGGGCAAAUAUGUCUAUUUUGUAAUGUCGGAAAGUACGCCAAGUCAAUAGCGGCAACGACGACAGUCGAAUUGGGAAAUCAAAUUCGCAUGAGUUCUUGA